Harpegnathos saltator (Jerdon's jumping ant) is the source of this 2347-nucleotide messenger RNA. Its product is annotated as adenosine deaminase 2. Gene Ontology annotation, biological process: adenosine catabolic process; inosine biosynthetic process. Gene Ontology annotation, molecular function: adenosine deaminase activity. The coding region runs from base 130 to 1638 and encodes 502 amino acids. The record is from RefSeq and is a predicted model, not a curated record. NCBI's taxonomy places the organism in Eukaryota, Metazoa, Arthropoda, Insecta, Hymenoptera, Formicidae. The transcript is spliced from 4 exons.
AAAGGAGUCAUUCAGUAGAGUUUGAGCGGCCGUGACGCUCGCAUCAGACCCGCAUGCAGAAUUCGCUGCAUCUCGGCAAGAUCGAUUUUCCAACGCGCGACUCAACAAGUUGCUCCGGAGACCACAAUCAUGGCCAGAUUGCUGUUGCUCGCCUUGCCGAUCCUGAUGAGCGGCGACGCGAUUCAUGCGAUGAUAAAACAAUCCAGUUACUGGCAAUUACGGAGGCAAUUGCUAAUGGACGAGAAACGGCAGUCGUUGGGCGGCGAUUUGGAAUUGGGGCCCGUCGAAACCAAAGCUAAUCAGGUCCUGAUGGCGGCCAAGGAUCUAGAGAUCUACAAUGGUUUCCACAACGACAGUUUCCUGCCGGCGCGGAAUUUUAUGGAGGUGAUACCGGAAAUCGAAAAAUCCCAGGUCUUCAAGAUCCUGCGCGACCUACCCAAAGGCGGCAUCCUCCACUGCCACGACACCGCUAUCGUCUCCCACGACUACAAGCUGCACAAUAUCACUUACCGCGACAACUUGUACAUCUGCGACGAGAACGGCACCCUGCACGCCAGGUUCUUUGACGCUCCCGACGACAAGUGCGACUGGCGAUUGCUGAGCGACUUGCGACAGGACCCGAAGCAGGCUGACGCCAUCAACGAUAGAAUCGCGAAGGAGAUGACGAUGAUAACGCAAAAUCCUCGGAACGCCUACGACACCGUUGAUAAGGCGUGGAAGAAGUUCAACAGAAUCUUCAGCUUCAUCACGCCCAUGCUGACCUACAAACCCGUCUACGAGGACCAGUUCUACCAGGCCCUGCAGGAGUUCUACGAUGACAACGUCAUGUACGUGGAAGUGCGAACGACCUUGGCCACGUUGUACGAUCUCGAUGGCAAGACGUACAGCCCGCUGGAAACCGUGCAGAUCCACAAGGACAUCGCCGAGAGAUUCACGAACGACCAUCCCGAUUUCAUCGGUGUUAAGCUCAUAUACGCCCCGUCUCGAGCCGUUGACGUCGAACAAGUGGACAAUUAUCUGGAAAUAAUGGCGCAGCUGAGGAAACGUUACCCGAACUUCGUGGUUGGUUUCGACCUGGUCGGCCAGGAGGACAAAGGCCAACCCCUCAUCGCGUUCGCGGACAAGCUGAACUCCGUCGACCCGCAAAUUCAGUUCUUCUUCCACGCCGGGGAAACCAACUGGAACGGAUGGUCCACCGACAUGAAUAUCCUCGACGCUUUCUUGCUCAACACUAGACGCAUCGGCCACGGGUACGCGUUGACGAAGCACCCGCUCCUGUGGGAUCUCGUGAAGCAUCUGGGAAUCGCCGUAGAGGUCUGCCCCAUCUCGAAUCAGGUUCUCGGCCUCGUGAACGACAUGAGGAAUCACCCGGCGGCCAACCUGUUCGCGUCGGGGUCGCCGAUGGUGAUCUCCAACGACGACCCCGCGCUCUGGGGCGCUAAAGGACUGAGCUACGACUUUUACGAGGCUUUCAUGGGCAUUAUGAGCGCGGGUUCGGAUCUCAGAAGUCUCAAGAAACUGGCGCUGAACUCGUUUGCCUACAGCAGCAUGAACAGGUCGGAGAAGCAAAACGCCAUAACCCGGUGGCAUGCCAAAUGGGACGUCUUCGUGACGAAGUUGGCCGGAUUGUCCAGCUGAGGACCGUCUGUCGGCUAAGGACGACGAAUCACGAGAGAACUAUGGAAAGUAUCUUUAGCCUCUCGGUCUCUUUAUCAGUACGCAUCAUCGAUUUAAUACAAAUACAUCGCCAGAACAGUGCCAUAUACGCGUAUAUUUAUAUUCUGAUAAUUUCACUCCUGAUGGCUUUAUCUCUGAAAUUAUCUCACCUAAUCGCUAAUUUAUCAGAAUAUAUUUGUUAGAAGAAUAUCUAAGAAAAUUAUAAUUACGCACACCGCCUUGUCAUACACCUGCGCAAAUAAAUUCUCGUGACGUAAAUCGUUAUCAGAGAUAAAACUGUUUGCGUUAAUGCAACAUGUGCUCUUAAUUCUUGCACGCAAGUUCGCGUUCACGCGCACACUCGCUUCCUCGGUAUGCUUCCGGGCGGUGUGUGUUAAUUAGUAGAAUUAUUAAAAUCGUACAUCUCUACUACCUCAUCACGUCCGUUAACGACGCGUAGGCAUCUCUUCUUUUCGCGCAUGUCCAAUAAAUUGCUCUUCCGGCGAGACUCUUCUUGCGGAACGAAACAAAGUUGAAUUCUCAUCACUACGAAGCGUGACAUGGACGGCACUUAGUCACGCUUGCGUUAAUUGUUCGACUUUCGUAAUGAUCCGGAUGCAAUUUUUACACAGGUUUGUAUACACACGAGAGUGCCGUGUAUAUAUGUUAAUAAAAUAUAUAUGUAUACGCA